Molecule: messenger RNA, 469 nt
Organism: Bactrocera latifrons
Lineage: Eukaryota; Metazoa; Arthropoda; Insecta; Diptera; Tephritidae
Product: pupal cuticle protein G1A-like
Exons: 2
Coding region: 53-385 (110 amino acids)
Source: RefSeq, a predicted model, not a curated record
UUUGUGAACUCACAUAGCACAACACAGACCUUCCCUAAAACAAAAAAUCAUAAUGUUCAAGUUGGUGGUGUUGUCUGCUCUCCUCGCCGUAGCUGCUGCUGCUCCAGGCUUCUUUGCUUCGCAUCCAGUUGUGUACUCCGCACCAGUCGCCACAGUUGCCGUGCAUGAGCCCGUUCUGACCAAAGUGGGCGCCGUGGUUCAGAGCGUGCCCACAUCAGUCUCCCAUCAAAGUCAAUCGGUUGUACACAGCUCUGCUCAUCUUGUUGAGGAUAUUGUUGCACCGGUUGUCAAGACUAGCUAUGUAGCCACUGCUCCUGUUGUACAUACCUACGCUGCACCCAUUGUGAAGACAAUCGCUUCUCCAUUGGUUUUGAAAUCGUGGUAAAUCGUGGACGCUGUGAUGUACUGCAUGAAAGCUUGGAUUAGUUGUUGGACGUUAUUUUUUAUUUUUAUUUCCUUUAGAACUGUC